GUGACAACAAUAUUUUUAUUAAAAUCGAAAAGAAUACUACUCUACUUCUCCGUGCUUUCUUUUUGGUUUUUUGACAAUCAGUCGUAUUCUUGGUAUUCUGACUGAUUGAGGUCUUGGCGUCGGUGAUGGAGGUGGCAUUGCUGAUGAUGGCGGUCGUUUCGCUGGUGAUGAUAGGGAACCUGUUGGUGAUGGCGGCGGCAGUAUUAUCUUCCUCAGAGUGUCCAACAUCUUUCUCAGGGUGUCCAACAUCUUCAAGUGUCCAACAUCUUCCUCAGAAUGUCCAACAUCUUUCUCAAGUGUCCAACAAGCAUCUUUCUCAAGGUGUCCAACAUCUUUCUCAGAGUGUCCAACAUCUUUCUCAGAGUGUCCAACAUCUUUUUUUUUCAAGUGUCCAACAUCUUCCUCAGAAUGUCCAACAUCUUUCUCAAGUGUCCAACAUCUUUCUCAAGGUGUCCAACAUCUUUCUCAAGGUGUCCAACAUCUUUCUCAGAGUGUCCAACAUCUUCCUCAGAGUGUCCAACAUCUUUCUCAGAGUGUCCAACAUCUUUCUCAGAGUGUCCAACAUCUUUCUCAAGUGUCCAACAUCUUUCUCAGGGUGUCCAACAUCUUUCUCAGAGUGUCCAACAUCUUUCUCAAGUGUCCAGCAUCUUUCUCAAGGUGUCCAACAUCUUUCUCAGAGUGUCCUGUUGUAUAUGUGUGAGUCUUAAUAUGUAACGAGACAAAACGUAAGAAUUUUUAGAGACGUUGGGUACUAACAAAUUUUUGUUAAAUAACAAGUUAAAUAACAAAAAUUUGUUAGUUGCACCAAAAAAUAACAUCUGACUUUCAAGUCCAAAUAUGGAUGGA
This is a messenger RNA of Halteromyces radiatus, 846 nucleotides long. RefSeq lists its product as uncharacterized. The record is from RefSeq and is a predicted model, not a curated record. Lineage: Eukaryota; Fungi; Mucoromycota; Mucoromycetes; Mucorales; Cunninghamellaceae. Bases 126 to 707 code for a protein of 193 amino acids. The transcript has a single exon.